GUCUCUUUGCAUUUAUGCGGCCCCGCAUGAGGACACGCGAGUGCACAAAAAGAGUGUCUCCAGACAGACAUGAAUGUGGUCAUUGCAGUCCUUACAGACUCACCGCCAUGCCAUCACGAAUAUCAUCACACGCGUACACCACACGACCCACCCAUCCUGCCUCACAAUUAAAAUAUGUGGUGUGUAACCUCCAAGUCUCUUUCUCAGCAACAUCUGCACGCCAUCGCAUCAUUGACUCGACAACCACCGUACGCGCAUGCGGCAGUCAAUUGGCCAGCAAAACAAGCACAUAGCUAAUUAGCCUCACUGCUUGCUUCGUCGCUUGAGAGUGAGAGCAUACCUGUUGACGCCUGACAGGACUAUUCCCCCGUCAUUCACACAGAUACACACGCAUCCGGCCCGCCAUGUGGCUCUCGUCUCAGCCCCCCCAGCAUGGACAAACGAACAACAGGCCAGUUGUGGACAGACUAUGAAGGCAAGAAAGUUGUGUACGAACCGAAAAAAUACAGCGAAUGCGAGGGCGUCGGUCGCAGUCAUGUGUCGAACCGCACGGUCAUGUCCACCUGCCGCGUAGUGGCGCCAGUGCAGAUGCGGCGUCUGCCGUUGCUCAGUUCACAGCCAGCGUCGCAGCCAGUGUCGAUGCGGAUAUAGUUGCCGGACACCAGGGAGAUUUCCGUCUUGGUCCUGAUGCGCUCGCCAGGCUCGACGGGGACAGCCCCUUCGAUACGCAGCUGGUAGUGAUGUUUCUCAGGGCUGAUCGUGAUGACUGUCCCGGCCUCUGAAGGGAAAGCGCUGCUCGUGUUGGAGGUGAGACUGGUGAGAAUCAGUCGGGCACGCGUCACGGUAGGUUGGGCGACGGUGUUGUCGAUGGUCAGCCCGACGUGUGAGGUGGCAGUCAUCUCGGAGCGGCCCUCGGGUGUCUUGACGGUGCGCCUCAGUAUGGACACGGGCGACGUGUCGGCGUUGACUGUGCCAUACCCUGCGGCCCAGCGGCAGUCCUCGAGAAACUGAAUGGCCGCAUCGGCUUCCCACACGCGGAUGUAGCUGUUGGCGUUGCCGGUGUUGAUGGCCAAGUGACACGAUGUGCUGCUCGGCUGUCCCGGGCCGGGGCACCGUGGUCGAGCCUCAGGACAAGAGCUGUCAAGCUCAUCGAUGUCGGAGGCGGUUGUCUGGGCGCGGGACUCCAUGAA
This is a messenger RNA of Vitrella brassicaformis, 1190 nucleotides long. The record is from the annotation of a GenBank genome assembly. NCBI's taxonomy places the organism in Eukaryota, Vitrellaceae.